Messenger RNA from Laetiporus sulphureus 93-53, 836 nucleotides. RefSeq names its product HIT-like protein. The record is from RefSeq and is a predicted model, not a curated record. The coding region runs from base 52 to 486 and encodes 144 amino acids. Gene Ontology annotation, biological process: nucleotide metabolic process. The transcript has 5 exons. NCBI's taxonomy places the organism in Eukaryota, Fungi, Basidiomycota, Agaricomycetes, Polyporales, Laetiporaceae. Gene Ontology annotation, molecular function: catalytic activity.
CGCCGAUCGCCUAGCACUGGGACGUCUCUCUGUUAGCUUCCACCAUCAUCAAUGGCUGCCCCGUCGACAGCAAAGACAGUUGCAUCAUGCAUUUUCUGCAAGAUUGUAAAGGGAGAGAUCCCGAGUUUCAAGCUGAUCGAAACCGAGACUUCCUACUCGUUUCUCGACGUAAAUCCCCUUGCGAAAGGCCACUCCCUUGUGAUCCCCAAAUAUCAUGCUGAGAAGCUGCAUCAGCUGCCUGAUGAGGAGACGAAGGACCUCAUCGUUAUCGCAAAGAAGAUUGCGGUCGCACAGGGGUUCGAGAACUACAACAUCCUCCAGAACAAUGGCCGCAUCGCGCAUCAAGAAGUUGAUCAUGUUCACUUCCACGUCAUUCCCAAGCCUUCCGCCAGCGAUGCCGAAGGCCUGGUCAUCGGCUGGCCUCAGCAGAAGAUCUCGAUGGACGAGCUCUCGAAGCUCCACGAGGAGAUCAAGCAGAGGCUGUGAACGCGCGGAAAUCUCGUUUAUGUGGAUGAAGUUGGAAUGUGCGAUAGUGUUAUAGGUCUGAGAUGCCGGAUAGAAUGCUCAAGUUUCUUUCGUCGUCUCAUCGGUGGGUCAAGGAUGAGCGUAUGGCUCCUGUAUUAAACGUACACGAGCAAGUUGAGCGCUGAGUUGAUACGGGGCGGCCAAUAUUCAUCAGAGCAGAUGGGGUCGCUGUAGCGAGGCGAACUGGCAGGUCGCGGUGCUUAUGUCUGAAGAGAAGUCUCACUAGCAUGUUAGUAUGUAAAUAUACAAUUCAUAAAGUUCUGCAUGCACAUUACACACGCUUCUGGUUAAUCUCAAAUCUUGCUUUACGC